Onychostoma macrolepis is the source of this 3898-nucleotide messenger RNA. It is a transcript of the gene atg10, whose product is annotated as ATG10 autophagy related 10 homolog (S. cerevisiae). Gene Ontology annotation, biological process: protein lipidation; macroautophagy; protein modification by small protein conjugation. The transcript has 7 exons. Gene Ontology annotation, cellular component: intracellular anatomical structure. Gene Ontology annotation, molecular function: Atg12 transferase activity. NCBI's taxonomy places the organism in Eukaryota, Metazoa, Chordata, Actinopteri, Cypriniformes, Cyprinidae. The coding region runs from base 1616 to 2284 and encodes 222 amino acids. The record is from RefSeq and is a predicted model, not a curated record.
GGCAGUCGGCGUUUUAGAAAUUACAACAAAGUCAAAAAACGUGCAAUGCAUUUACCACAAAAACGUUGCUGCUGGCUUUAUAAAUAUGUGCUCUCGAGUGCUGCACGGUUGAAGCUGAUGCUCAAACUGUUGUUGCGUCCUUUAUGUUGAUCUCAGCUCCAUUAAGACGCCAUAUAACGCUUUAUGUAACGUCAAUAUCAGUAAAGGGUGUUUCCUGAAAACAUGUUAAACAGACUCGUGAUCUGGUUCAGGCUAAAGUUUCAUGAGGCUGUCAUCAUAGCUGAGAUAUUAAUGCAAUGAAAUAAUGAAGUUUAAUGUGAUUUGUGUCAUUUUUAGAUGUUAAAAAGAAAGCCUACUUUCCAAAUGUAAUAAACAGAGACAUCUGCAUUAUGCUUAUUAAAAAAAGCAUGUUUAUAAGUAGAUCAUUCAUGGUAGAAAUACUAUAAUUAGUGGCUUUAAGUAGGCUUUUCAUUGUUUUGUUUGAGUAUCCUGAGUCUGAACAGUCUAACGUUGACUCAGCCAAUGGUGUGAGUUUGGGGCGGGACUAUCUGUUUGGUUGACCAAUGGCAGCCAGUGCAUGUAUGCGAAAACCUGUUUGAAUACAGUGCUGUUUCUGAGGGCGUUUUGGCUGUUCAUUUACAAAACAAAUGUCAUUUUGGGGGUCUGAAAAUGCAAACUUUUGAAAACACAGUGGUUUCAAAGUGGAGCUUUUUGAUAACAACAUUGUUCGUGUCUGUAUAAACUGCAGAAAUGCAUAUUUGUGAUAACCCUACCCAUAAGUUAUCUCUAAAAUCAGAUUGAAAUGAUAGUUGAAUAACAAGGGUGUAGAAGCAGCACCUAACUCUGGUUGUUAAGGCUAAAAUUGACAUUUCCUGUAAACUUAUCUCUGAAUUCUGAUUGGUUGAUUGGAAUGUUGUUCCAGGAGCAUGUUGCACUUUUGCUGCGUCCCAAUGUGCCUACUUAUAGUACACCCUUAAAGUAUGUACUUUUUUGGUGAAGAAAAAGUACACACUUUUGAGUUUAUCAGCCAGUCGCGUGUCUUUCAUGCCGAGAACUCUGCUCAUAUUUUCUGCGUAAUGAUGCAUUUAAAGGGGUCAUAUGAUGCGAUUUCUUGUUUUCCUUUUUUAGUGUUUUACGUAGCUGUUUGUGCAUGUAUACGAUCUGCAGAGUUACAAAGCUCAAAGUCUCCCACAAAAGCAUCUAUCUAAAAGAGAAGGUUGAUCCAGAUUGGGCUAAAACGCCUCAUUAAAACACGCCCCCACAUGUCUAUGUCACGAUGUGGAAAUAUUUGCGUAAUGCCGCCCAAAUGUUCACGCAAAGAAAGAAGGCUGGGUUUCAGUAACCGCAGUAGUGUUGAUGCAGCCGUGUCAGGGAGAGCACUUUAUUUGGCCUUCCAGAAGAAGAUGCAAUUAGGAAUCAUUGGUUAAGAUUUGUUUACAACAGAACAGCACAACCCAAAUGUUCGAAUUUGUGCAACGCAUUUUAUGGACGACAGUUUUUCUGAACCUAGGAGAGUACAAGGCUGGCUGUGAACGAAGGCUAUUUCUAAAAAAAGUAAAUAAAAGGGUCAAUUCCGACUUUGCUAUGACAAUCUGGCGCUUCUGAAUCAGCGACUAUGGCAGGUGAGAGAAACCCUGCAUCGUGUCACCUGGAUGAAAGGACCUUCCGGCUCUGCUGUCAGCUCUUUCUCCAACACUCUGAGACCAUCCAGGAUGGCUGGAGCUGGGAGCAGAUCAAGGGCACUGAUGAAGGCUUCAUUAAGAAGACUGUUCUCAUCCCUGUAAAAGCAAGCGUGUUGCACAAACAACAUGAGUGUUCCAUGCAGGAUGAAAACACGGUGACAGAUGACAUCCAGGCAAACGUUGAGGAUGAAACGGCUGGAGUUCAGGCAGUAUGUGAAAUUCACGCUGUGCUGCGCUAUGAAUACCACAUUCUGUAUUCUUGCAGCUAUCAGAUCCCCGUCCUCUAUUUCAGAGCCUCCACGUUAGAUGGGCGACCCCUGGCUCUCGAGGAGGUGUGGAGCAAUGUUCAUCCGAACUAUAGACAGAGACUACAGCAGGGACCCUGGGACACACUGACGCAACAGGAACAUCCUUUACUGGGCCAACCGUUUUUCAUGCUUCAUCCAUGUCGCACUGAGGAGUUUAUGAAACCUGCUCUGGAUUUGGCACAAGCUGAAAACAAGAGAGUGAACUAUAUCGUGACUUGGCUCAGUGUUGUUGGACCCGUCGUCGGACUGGACGUCCCUUUGAGCUACAGCACCGAGGUGUCCGCUCCCGACUGAAGCGCCUCUGCUUUGACCUGCUGUGAUCUUCCUGUCUGUCUCAGACUCCACAGACCCAGAGGACAUGCUGAGGGUCUCCGAGGGGCCAAAGACGCUUCAGAAGUCUUGUUAGCAAUGCUUGAGCAUUCAGGACACCAAGUUUUUAAGUUCACGAGUUAGCUCAAGAAUGCUCUUAAUGUUCAAAUAAAUUGCACUAAAAUAAUUCAUACACUGCCAUUCAAAUGUUUGGGGUCAGUAAGUUUUUUUUUUUUGUUGUUGUUGUUUUUUUUUUUAUCAAGGAUGCAUUAAAGUGAUUAAAAUUAACAGUAAAGACAUUUGUUAGGAUCACGUGACACUGAAGACUGGAGUAGUGCUGAAAAUUCUGCUUUGCAUCACAGGAAUAAAUUACAAUUUUUUUAAAUAUAUUCAAUUAGAAAUCAGAUAUUUUAAAUUAUAAUAUUAUUACACAAUAUUACUGUUUUUACUGUAUUUUUGAUCAAAUAAAUGCAGCCUUGGUGAGCAAAAGAGAAUUAUCUCAAAAACAUUUAAAAAAAAUCUUACUAGUAGUGUAUACAAAACAGUGUGUACUGUAAUUAAACCAUAAAACGUAAAUAUUAUCUGAUAGAUAUCACUGAAAUGCGCCUGAGAACCCAGUUGCAUUUUUUUUCAGAGGAUGCAUGUACGGAAAAUCGUUUAUAUGCAGGGAUUUGUUCAGAAAAUGUACAGUAUGUGAUAUUAUCAUCAAAUUAAAAAGACAAACAAUAGUUUUCUCUGCUGCUAUUUCUUUUUUGCAUUUUCAAAGGGAUUGUGAAAAUCAUCAGAGCAGCUGUGUGUGCAGGCAUACAGAGGAUUGCUAUUCAAACAUUAGUCUGGAAGUCUUUGUCUUCUGCUGCGUAGGUGUGUGUGUGACUCAAUAUGUUUUCCCUCACUGGUCGGGUAUUGUGAAGCAUGCGGCUGCGUUUGGCCUAUUUUUGACAUUUCAGAGGCCUGAAAUCGAAGUCCAAGAUGAUUUGUAGAACCUUGCAUCUAAUAAGCAAAGUAAAUAGUCUUAUAUAUUUUUUGUUGUGUCUCCCUGCAGUCUGACAUUUCUCUUCAUUACUCAUCCAAGUAGCGUGCCGUGCCAGGACACGGUUUAAAAGUUGAAUGGAAUGAAAUCCCUCUGAAAUCCUGACCGUCUGAUGUGAAGUCUGAAACGGAGGAGCUGAGUUUAGAGUCCGGAGUUUGAGAGAAGACGGUGAAAGUCCUCAGUCAGCAUGUCUAAAUGGGGCGCGCGUCUCUCAGGGGACUGUAUCAGUGUUGGUAAGGAGGUCAGCCUCCUACCCGAAGCAUCUUGCUCUAAUGGACAGACAGGAAUGAUGGAGAGGAGAGAGAGAAACGCAUAGAUGGAACACAGUAGGAAAUGUUACCUGCUUCAUAAACGGGGCCAUUCUUAAAGGUUUAGAUCAAUGAAUUAAGGACUGUCAAGCAAAUUUUUUUUAGAUCUGUGUACUUGAAAUUGGUACGUCCAAUGGUGUUUGGUUUCAUUUGUGUCUUAAAAUUCAUUUUGAUGUUUCUCACACAAAGCUACAAGUCAUGUGGACUGCUUUUAUCCCAUCUAACAAAAAUAUGUUCUAAGAAAUAUGUUUUGGUAACGUU